This is a messenger RNA of Effrenium voratum, 654 nucleotides long. Lineage: Eukaryota; Dinophyceae; Suessiales; Symbiodiniaceae. The record is from the annotation of a GenBank genome assembly.
AAACCAAAGUUAGGGCCGUUAGGGUUCACGCUGCCAUGGAUUGGAUGCAGACCGAGCCCGGCUUUUGGCCUUGCCUGGACUUUGAUGUGCAGGUGCCGCUGGGCUUCUCUCAGGCGGCCAGGAGCGCCAAGGCCGCUCUGAACCCAGAGGCCGCCGAGUUUGUGCCUGGCCGUGCUGCGCUUGAGUGGCGCCGUUGCCUGCGGCUCUGCGAGCGAAGGUCGCUGCCGCUUCCGCCUUUCCAGGCGCUGAAGCUGGCCAGGAGGUUUGAAGCCGCUGCGGCGUCGGCCAUCCAACAGCACUGGCGCCAGCACCGCGUCUCGCGGACUUGUUUUUCAGGUUUGGAGCGCGCUCAAGAAGGCCCGGCUGCGCGAGCGCGGGCUGCGCCCUCACGGCAGCGGCGGCGGCGCGGUGGGCGCACGCAGAGCGCGCACCAAACGAGGACACCUUGGCCAAAAGGAGUGUGGGAGGCGACCAAAGCCGCAAGGCCUGAGCCGAUCCCGAGCGAGGCUCCGAAGGCACGGAAAGAGGGCGGCAGGUCCCGCAGCCAGCCGGCGCGGUGGGUGCCUAAGCAAGGUGGAACACCGGCUCCAGAGUGAAGGAGUCGCGAAGAGAAACACGCGUGAGGUGAAGCAUUGCAGCCGACUCGCCAGCGAA